GCGUCGGCUCCUCUCCUCCAGCAGCGCCCUUCAUCCCCUCUCCGACUAGACGCCCAGAGCCCCAGGCCGGACCGCAGAUCGAUCUUGACGCCGGCCAGGUGCGCACAUCAGGUACUGUAUAAUGGAUAUCGAUCCGGGUGCUGAUGGGUCGGUGCCUCCGGUUCCUCCGGUACUGAUCGGCAACUCAAGCGAUGUUGGUUGGAAGUAUGGCAAAUAUUGUGAUCCAAACAACAAGAGUAAAGUGAAAUGUGAUUUUUGUGGACAUAUUAGCACCGGCGGCAUCUACCGUUUGAAGAAACACAUUGUAGGUGUGGACAAUGUUGUGGCCUCAUGCAAGAAGGCUACACCGGAAGCUAAGGAGGCUUGCAAGAAAGCUCUUGAGAAAACCGUAGUUACAAAGGGAAUAAAGAGGCAACAUGACCAAGAUCUUAGAGAAGAUGUGCAUAUCUCAAGCUCGGUAGGAGAGGAAGUAUGUGUUGGGGGCUCAACCUCGGAGCCUAACAAAGUGGGUCCAAUGGACAAGUUUGUGCGUCCUAUUGAUGGAAAAUCAAGCAAGGAAGAAGCCUUGAGGCAAUUAAGUAUGAAUGAGGCUCUAUUUAAGGAGAGAGUGCAUCAAGCUUCACAAUAUGUUGCUAGAUGGGUGUAUACACAUGCUAUACCAUUCAAUGCUCUUGACAACGAUGAGUUCAAGCAAAUGUGUGAGGCCAUUGGAAAGUUUGGCCCCGGGUAUGAGCCUCCUAGUCAAUUUGAUCUUCGUGAGAAGUUGUUGACUGAGGAAUAUGCAAGAACCAAAUCUUUGCUAGACAAUCGUGAAGCGCAAAAGAUCAAGCUUGGAUGCACCAUUAUGACCGAUGCAUGGACGGACAUGAAGAGGAGAAGCAUAAUGAAUGUGUGCAUGCAUUGUAGCGGAGGAACUUCUUUCCUCAAGUCAAAGGAGACCUCGGAUGUGUCACAUACUGGGGAAGUCAUAUUUGAACUAGUGGACAAAGCAAUUGAGGAGGUAGGGGCUAAACAUGUGAUGCAAGUUUGCACGGACAAUGCUUCCAAUAACAUGGCAGCCAAGAAGUUGUUGCUUGAGAAGAGGCCAAAAAUAUUUUGGACCUCUUGUGCAACUCACACCAUCAACUUGAUGCUUCAAGGAAUUGGCAACAUCAAAAGGUUCAAGUCCAUAGUGGACCAAGCACAAAAAGUCACCAUCUUCAUCUAUGCGCAUCACAAGACUUUGGCAUAUAUGAGGAAAUGCACAAAGAGGAGAGAUAUCGUAAGGCCGGGGGUGACUAGAUUUGCUUCCAAUUUCCUUACUUUGCAAAGCUUGGCGGAAAAGAGAGAUGCUCUAAGGGGUAUGGUGGUUGAUAGAGCAUGGGAGGAGAUGCCGAUUGUGAAGACCAAGAAAGGAAAAGAUGCCACAGCCACCUUGAUGGAUGCUAACUUUUGGAAGGGGGUGACACUAUGCUUAAAGGUGUUUGAGCCAUUGGUUUCCCUUCUUCGUUUGGUUGAUGGGGAUGUCAAGCCAUCUUUGGCUUGGCUUUAUGGAGAAAUGUUGAAGGCAAAGACCAAGAUCAAGGAAGCAUUUGGAAAUAAUGAGAAGAACUAUAGAGAGACUAUAGCCAUUAUUGACAAGAAGUUGAAAGGAAGGCUUGAUAGUCCAUUGCACAAGACCGCAUAUCUCUUGAAUCCACACUACGCUUAUGCUAACAAAGAUAUCUUUGAUGAUUCAAGCAUGACCGUAGCUCUCAUGAAAUGUGCGGAGCAAUAUUUUGGAGAAGAUGAGAUAUCUGCGAAGAAAAUGAUCAAUGAUGAGUGGCUCCUAUAUGAAAACAUGGAAGGACCUUUCAAGAAAAAGCUUGCAACUUCAUGGGAAAGGGCAGAUUACAAUCCCGUUGGAUGGUGGAAGAUGUAUGGAACAGAAGUUCCUUUGUUGCAAAACAUGGCAAUGAGGAUCCUAUCAUUGACUUCUAGCUCUUCCGGCUGUGAAAGAAACUGGAGCAUAUAUGAAAUGAUUCACACCAAGAGAAGAAAUAGACUAACGAUUGACCGCCUCAACAAUAUGGUCUAUAUACAAUUCAAUACAAGGAUGCUGUCCAAAAGACAAAGGUUGAAGGAUAAGAGGAAAGCUGAUUCUCUUCUAAGUACUGAUGCAUCUGAAGCUCAAGGAUGGCUUUUCGAAGGAGGGGAUGAUUAUGCACUGGUUGUUUUUAGAGAUGAGGAGGAUGGAGACCAAGGCGUGCAUCCGGCUUCGGGGAUACCAUAUGAUGUGAUAGGAGAAGCAAUGGGAGCACAAGAGCAGCUCCAAGUUCGUAGGAGCGCAAGAGUGAGAGAUCUUGAGGAGGAGGAGUUUGAGUCCGAUGAAGAGGAUGUGCUAGAGGAGGAUGAAAUUGAGUAUGAGGAUGAUGAUGAGUAUUGAUCACUUCAUGUUCAUGAUCAUACCAUCAUAGACAGAUGCCUUAGAGUCUUGGGGAUAUGAUGGCGUCCAUGUGUGCUUAAUUGAGUUAAUUCUUGUGUUUUGUUAUGUUGUGUGAAACUUGCCACUGGAACUUGGAACCUCUUUUCUUUCAUGUAAUGUUGUGUGAGAGCAACGUGAGACUAUGCAGCAAUCAGCAUGCACUAAUAUGUUGUGUGGCCA
Lolium rigidum is the source of this 2623-nucleotide messenger RNA. RefSeq lists its product as uncharacterized. Bases 122 to 2404 code for a protein of 760 amino acids. The transcript has 5 exons. Gene Ontology annotation, molecular function: protein dimerization activity. The record is from RefSeq and is a predicted model, not a curated record. NCBI's taxonomy places the organism in Eukaryota, Viridiplantae, Streptophyta, Magnoliopsida, Poales, Poaceae.